Messenger RNA from Penicillium angulare, 2116 nucleotides. RefSeq lists its product as uncharacterized. The record is from RefSeq and is a predicted model, not a curated record. The transcript has 7 exons. The annotation marks the transcript as partial. NCBI's taxonomy places the organism in Eukaryota, Fungi, Ascomycota, Eurotiomycetes, Eurotiales, Aspergillaceae.
GAUGCCCCGGACAUUCUUCAAAAGACCAUCAUUCGGAAGCCUGACCCCGGAAAAGAAAGGCUACCAGAGCCCCCCACGUUUAUCAUCACAAUCGUCCCCGCUCACUAACCCGCCGUCGUCUUUUAUCGGUCUCGCCUCGGAGCCUUCAAAUGAACCAGAUACCACACCCAAGCCACCUAUAUUCCACGAUGAGGUGGAAGAAAUCUCAAAACUUACCCCGUCAGAACAUACCCCAACCCCUACUACAUCAGAGCAAAACUCUCAAAGUUUCGCAUGUACAGACGAAGCCCCGCCGUCUUCGCUGAGUGCGAGUUCUCAAACAACCCAGCGCAUAAUCAAAGGCGGCAAAGAAGUGGUCAUCAGCUCCGAUGGAGAAGAUACAGAUUCCGAUAGCUCGCUAGGUGAAGAUCCGGUGUCGCUCUUUAAGCGCAAGUUCAAACCCACUGCGAAAACGACCGCGCCUAAAGCUGUUUCUCCUCCGCCAAAACUAAUAUCGACAAUCCCAAAGAAGUAUAAAAAUACACUUGAUUCGCUGGUUUACGAGGCUGUGGACGAUAAUGAGACGGAUGAGACUGUUGCUAAAUUGAAGGCUCGUUUUGCGAAAGCGCCACAGAAUGGCGUGCAACAGGGAACUGUCGGCUUCCACGAAGAGAUGCUGACGUCUGUCCUGGGAGAGGACAAGGAAGGAGAAGAGGGCGGUGGCGUCCGACGAUUAAUAGACGCUGUUCGAAGAACCGAGGCGCUGGAUCAAGAUAAGACUUGGCGAUUCCUAGAUCAAACUCAGACGAAACCGAUCGUGGAGGAAUUUCCCAAAGAUCUAUUCCCCCCAAAUCAAAAUUGGCGGCUAUGCGUGGUGGGAUUGGAAUCUCGCGAGCGUUUUUUUCAAUCUGGAAUCUUGGAGGUCGCCGCAUCGUUCCCGUCGCAGUCGAAAUUUCUGUCCGAUAAGUUUAUAUUGUGGCUGUUCCAUGCUGUACCCCUUGAGCCUCGGGAAGAGUUAAGGCAAGCUUAUUGUCGAAUCAUCAUGCAAUCUACGCUUCUAAAAUCCGUCCUGCGGCCAAGUGUUAUAGAUGACCUCUUUAAACAAUUGGGGGCGAGUCCUCAAGCUCUGGAUUUUUCCAAGCCGAUUGAAGAAGGCAACAAAAAUCACAAGGAAUCGUCAUUGACGAAUCGAGGGGGUCUACUGUCUAUCUUCGACUUGCUGCGGGAUGCUGCUCAACUACUAGACAACGACACAACGAACCGUGCAAUCCAAACACUACUGCGCAUGACAUUAGACAACUCCUUAACAUCUGACGACAUUAUUCGCUCGGAGCUUCAAAGUUGCCUCAGUACUUUGUUGGAAUCUGUGCCGUAUGAUUAUACGGAGGACAUGGAACGUCAAAUUUGCACAACUGUGUACGACACAUUCCUCGACGUGCAGUUUCAAAGCCGCAUGCUGCAACAUAUCCUACCUACUGCCCCAUGGAUCUCGAUGUUGCGAUACCGUCUUGCCAUGGCAUUUCUACUUAGAAGCCGAGACCCAUUAACAGAAUCCGUCCAGGAUGUCCUGAACUUGGAUCGUCUGUCCGAUUUCUUAAUUAGCGACGAGCGUCUUAGAGUCAAAUCAUUCAACAAAAAGUCCGAUUAUGCAUAUAGCGAGUUAACUGCCAUAUCUAUGCUUCUUGAUAUUGUGCUCAACAAUUCUCUAUACGACUUGAAGGACCGGGAGGCCAUCACAGAGGCAGAAUUCAACGCAGCCAUCGAUAAAAUUGCAGCGCAGAUUAAGAAGAUUUUCAGUUCGAUUGAAGAUUCAGGUGCAGCUCACCUUAAGCGGAUGUUAGCCAAACAGGCCUUGGAGACAGUGCACUACCGUGUGGUAUACUCAGUUCGCACCAAACCGCCACCCCCCAAAGUACCGUACGAGGCAACGACCCGGAAGGAUGGACAUCUCGGGAAAUGGUUUAAGCCGCAAGUCCACGACAGUACUCCUGAGGAAGACAGGCCUAGCACACCCCGGAAGCAUGAAGACCUCGGGAAAUGGUUUAAAUCACAGACUCCCGCCAAAGUUCCAGACGAAAGACCCAUCACGGAUAGUCCAGGUACUGUGAUACCUAUUCGAAAUCACGGCUCGCCUUGA